Molecule: messenger RNA, 687 nt
Organism: Cladophialophora carrionii CBS 160.54
Lineage: Eukaryota; Fungi; Ascomycota; Eurotiomycetes; Chaetothyriales; Herpotrichiellaceae
Exons: 2
Coding region: 1-687 (228 amino acids)
Cellular component (GO): plasma membrane
Molecular function (GO): calcium-activated cation channel activity
Source: RefSeq, a predicted model, not a curated record
AUGGACGCUCUCUAUCAUGUAUUCAGCAUUCGUCAAGCUUCUACCAAUGCAAACGACGACCAGAACAUCGGUUCGAGCAGGAAGAGCUCUCCUUCAUUAUCAGGCCUGGUCUCAACCCUGGUGCCGACUCUCAUCAUCGCCGCCGUCUAUUUCGGUAUUUUCUUGGUUCUGCGCACGAAAUUCCCCCGCCAAUAUGCGCCUCGAACCUAUCUGGGCGCUCUUCGGCCACAAGAACGAACGCCAGCACCUCCCAAUACUCUUCUGGGCUGGAUACCGUUCAUGAGAAAGCUACCUGAUGAGUAUGUUCUCCAGCACAACUCCCUCGACGGCUAUUUCCUGCUGCGCUAUCUCAAAAUGUCGAUCAUCAUCUGCCUCAUCGGCUGUCUGGUGACCUGGCCCAUCUUAUUCCCUGUCAACGCCACGGGGGGAGGCGGGCAGACCCAGCUCAACAUCCUCAGCUUCAGCAACGUCACAGACAAGAACCGGUACCUGGCGCACACUUUUAUCGCAUAUGACUCGCGAUAUGAUACCCAAUGGAAACCACUUUUAGCGAAACCACUUUUAGCGCGGUGUUUAGGCAUUUCCAAUGCCAAUGACGCCUCACAAAUCGUGAUUCCAUCUACACGUCUCGUUCCCGUAGACGGGAUGCAGUGCUGCAUCAAACGUGCAAAGCGCAAUAAUGUGUAG